AUGUUCUCGAAGAGAAAAGUAAUAAAGCGGAACAUUCGCAAAGUCACGGGGGACGACAACUCCAAUUUGAAUGGGCUCCCCAAAGAUGAGGGAAAGGAAGAUUCUACUCAGGAAGAACCCACAGUGGGGAUAACAAGAAGCGAAAUACGCGUCGAAGGGAGUGAGGUUGUAGUUCCACCCCCCAUCGAAGGGGGAUCUGCAACCCAAGACGACGACAUCAGUAUAAGGGAGCAACCGGAUGAGGAAAAACGUGAGGAAGCAUUUGGGAGGGACACUGAGAAGGAAGAAAGUAAUGACCAAGUGGAGAAGGGAUCACAUGCGCCCACCAAGAAGGGAAAAGUCAGCAGAAAGGAGAAGAAGAAAAAUGAAGAGACGAGAAAGGUUAAUAGGAUGAACACAAGCUUCCACAUCUACAGUGACGAUGAAGACGACUGUUAUGUAGCCAUUCGGAAGAGGAAGCCUGCACAGAAGAGCAUCCAAAGUGGAUCUAUCCAGGUGGAUGAUUCACUCGACACGGUGCAAGCAGUCAAAGAGGUGGAGGUUAACCCCAUCGGAAGUAACGCUGAACAGAGGGAACAACUCCCAGCGGGGUUAUCCUCACGGGAGUUUCUCAUUCGAAGGUAUGGGGUAGAUCUACACGAAGGUCCUAUCCAUCGAACAGGACAAGAAGAGUUACCUACCGAUGAGGAGGGAAAUAAUACUGCAUGUGCAAUUGGGGGGCAAACAAACAUACGAACGUACUCCACACAGGGGAACGAAACUGCACCCAUGGGAACAAACUCUUUUGUGUGCGAUCCUGAAGCGGAGCGCUAUGGAGAUAGCCCUAUCGAUAUGAACAGCCUCGAUGGGAGUACAAACCAAGUUAAAUACUGGCACAACCAGAGGGGGAGUUGUCGAAGGGAGGAUGACCAAACGGGGGGGAGAUACCCACAUGUAGCUUUCCACCAAGAGGAAGCAGCUACAGAGGAAGAUGAGGAGGAAAAAAAACUCAUCGAAAGGAUAAAGCUGAAGAAACAAAUAUUAAGGAAAAAAAAAAAACUCACUGAUAGGUACAGCUACCUACUGGAGGAGGAGGACCACGAAGGAGAGGAGCCUGUCGGUGUUGAUUUUUCCCUGGGGAUGACUACACAGCAGUUUGGUGGAAAGAAGAAAAUUACAACAUGGGAAGAGGAUGAAGACCAGCACGCACUAACCGAAGACGACCUCGACGUGGACGAUAUUUACAACUACGAAUCGCUAAGCGAAAUGAAAAACAGACUGAUCAUAAAAAAAAAUAAAAGUGACGAGGUGGACAGAUUUUAUGAAGUAGUAGGUGAAGUGCCAACUGAGGGGGAUCCCCACCAAACUGGUACCUUCACUAGGGAGUAUAUAAAACAAAUGCACGAAGACGAAAUGAUUAGCAAAAUUGUAGACACAAAAAUCAUGUCACAGUUGAAGAUGGAGAAGAGGGACUUCCCCCAUAGGAUCACCCACCCGGAAGAGGGUAACACAAGUGAUCCAUUUUUUGGUGAAGUAUCCAAACAGAGUGACGACCCAGUUUGGGUAAAUGUGAAGAAGGAUUCUUUGCAUGGCAAUGGUCUGCCUGGCCCCCAUUCAGACUUCCCCACCGAGGAAGAAGCAGACGGUUGGCAGGUAAAUGGAUCCGACAAUGCGCAAAAUGAUAAGGAGGAGAAAAAAGAAGCAAGUGGAAAGUUACCAAACAGUGUCAACCACCUGGAUGAAGAGGACUGGCGAAAUAGCGCACAAAGCAACGACCAUGCGUACCAACAGGAAAAUGAAGUCCUCUUCAGUGAGAUCAAAAAGACGUUUAAAAAAUACGCCGUGUGUAACACACAGAUUGUUGAAAUGUACGAACAUAUUCUGGACCUUUUCGAGGAAUACAAGUUACUAAAGGAUCAAUCAGGACAGGCGAAAAGUUUAGAAAAAAAUUACAAAAACAAGUAUAUCGAAUUGAAGCAGAUCAAAAGGAAGAGGACGAAAGAACUUGUCACCUGUGCAAGCUUCUUUAGAUUUUUCUACCACAUGAUGAAGCUCAUCAAGGUGAAAGGCAAUCUGUUGGACAACGCAUUAGCAGAGUCCUCCGAAAUUGACGUCACUUUUUUUAUUGUCUACCAGAAUUUGAAGUUAUACCUUUACAGGAAGUACUACGAAAAUUACAAACUCAUUUUUAUUAAGGAUUAUAUUUACAACGUGAAAUAUUACAAACGGAAAAAAGAGGGGGAUAAAAAUGAGUUGGUUAAACAGUUGGUGACCGAUGGUGUUGUCCCGAAUGGACAAUUCGUGCAUGACUCCUCCCCCUUUAACGAACACCUUAUCAAUGAGAUAAAUGACCCCAAUGGGUUCAACGACACGCGUGUGCAUUACAUGUUCGACGGGUUUUCUAGCAAUUACUCGACCGAUUCUUCGGCGUCCUCCAAUUGGGGGGAGGCCAAUACAGAUGCAGUGAGGAAUGACCAAGAACCUGCAUCAAAAAAGAAGAAGCGGAAGGAAGACAAGCAAAAGUACUUCCAAACAUCCAAGAUGAAAGAAUUGAAGAAGAGGUACCUCACAGCGGUUGGAAACAUCCUCAAAGACGUCCAUUCCCAUUUUGCCAAUUUUAAAAAUGCUAUAAAAUAUUUUUAUCUGCUCAAAUUACACAACGAAGAUUUUUACGUAACACACAGUUGCAUGUCCUUAUUUGAUCCUAUUUUUUUUUUUUUUGCAAAAUGGGAGUUGCUCUUUUGGGAUCCUCUCUACCAAUUUUAUCAGACCAGAAGGAAAAAAAGGAAGCUACUCUCCUUGGUCGAAGAUUUAAUUGGGGAGAGCCACUCGGGGGAAAUGCAUGCCAAGUUUGUGCAACUCUACAGAAAUGACGAUUUUAUCAAUGCGAAUAACGUUCCUCGGGGGAAGAAACAGUUCGUGUCCCCUGCGUUGAAUUGGACAUAUGGAGAUGACACCGCCAAUUCGUCACACGAGGUGGACGAAGCAGCUACCCCUGUGGACCCCUUCCCACGGGACCCAUCCACCGAAAACGAGAUCGAUCGUAGUACGCACUCGUCCGAAUCGAAGGACGCGCUUUCUUCCACGAGUUCGAGCGCCGCCGUGGGGGGAGGACCUGCAGCGGUGGGUGAAUCACCAUUCGGGGAAAAACAGCCUAUCCGGGAAAAAUCACCAAUCGGGGAAAAAAAACCCUUGGGGAAAAAGAAAAAAUACAAACCCGCGAAGAAACACUUCCACAACAACCCCAGCGUAAAAAGCUUCGAGUGGUACAAAUUCAUGGACGAGCUCAUGUAUAUCUACCAAGUGGACGACGAAAAGGAAGUCCUGAAAAAGUUGUACGACAAAAUUUUUAACAAUAAGGUGCACGAAUUAGUGGAGGCAUGGAAUCCCCUAUCCUUGAAGCAAAGCUACAAUUUGUGCGUAAUCCUGGCGGAGUACCUCCUCUACAAUGAGGACCGGAAGGAGGUUACCGAUAUGGUGAAAGAAAAGAUAAACAGCUGCGUGUUUACAUUUUUCGAGGGCUAUAAAAAUAUAAGUAGCCAAAAAAAAAAAAACAUCUUCCUAAUGAGGUGUUUAAAAAUAUUAAAAAGUGUAAGAGGCAUCCUCCAUAUGCUGAGUGACGAUGCCCUGCACGAUUUUGUUAAAAAAAUAUUUUACAACUUUGUCCUCACAAAUUACGAUUAUUCCAGCAAAUUACACAAUUUGAUUGUGUCAGCCGUGGUGCACAUAAUCCUCUCUCUGGGUGUUCCAAAGGAGAGUAAAUUUUUCGAAGACAUUUCCAGUGUGUUGUGUGGCAUCACGGAUAGGCUGCGCUCGGGCGACUUCGACUACGGGAAGUUCAAGGUGGAAAAUUAG
Plasmodium coatneyi is the source of this 3834-nucleotide messenger RNA. RefSeq lists its product as uncharacterized. Lineage: Eukaryota; Apicomplexa; Aconoidasida; Haemosporida; Plasmodiidae. The transcript has a single exon. The record is from RefSeq and is a predicted model, not a curated record. The coding region runs from base 1 to 3834 and encodes 1277 amino acids.